This is a messenger RNA of Laccaria bicolor S238N-H82, 1050 nucleotides long. RefSeq lists its product as uncharacterized. The transcript has 8 exons. Bases 1 to 1050 code for a protein of 349 amino acids. Gene Ontology annotation, molecular function: 2-oxoglutarate-dependent dioxygenase activity. NCBI's taxonomy places the organism in Eukaryota, Fungi, Basidiomycota, Agaricomycetes, Agaricales, Hydnangiaceae. The record is from RefSeq and is a predicted model, not a curated record.
AUGAGUGACAAAGCACGUGCCGGAUUGAGUUCAAUGUCUGCCACUCAGCGCCUACUCUCUGAAGAAUAUCGGGGCUUAAACGGAGGUCAUAUUGAAGUCUUUGAUCAUCCCCCGACGGCGCUCGAGUUUUCGCGAUUGGUUCACAUUUCCAGACCAGUCGUUUUCAAGGGUUUUGAUAUCCCUGCGUUGAGACGCUGGUCCAACCAGUAUCUCGAUGAGCAAAUGGGCGAACGUCUUGUGUCUGUGGCAACCACCCCCGACGGGCGUGCAGACGCUCUUUCUCGAGGGCCAGACGACAGACUCUACUUUGCCGAACCAUUUGUAGAGAAGAUGACGAUUGGUGACUUGAUCAAACACCUCAAAGAGCCAGAGGGUGUUGACGGAGAAGUUCGUUAUCUCCAGUCACAAAACGGCAACUUAUUUUCAAGCGAUUUCUUUGGUCGGAGCGGUGAUGACGCAAAUUCUCCUUCAGAAUUUGAACCACUCAGGUCCGACGUGCCUAGUGAAAUUCCCUGGUGUACUGAAGCCCUUGGCAAAAGGCCCGAUGCAGUUAAUAUCUGGAUGGGAAACAGCAGAAGCACGACAAGCAUUCAUAGCGAUCCAUACGAAAAUAUCUACGCAGUGGUGCGCGGAGAGAAGAAGUUUUUGCUUCUCCCCCCCACCGAUGGGUGGUGCUUACAAGAGCGCUCAUAUCCGCAUGCAUCAUACACACGGCGGUCGCCCUCCUCUUCUCUUGAACUCGUUCCAUCGGGGCCCGAUGUCCCCCUCGUACCCUGGGCAUCCAUCACAAACCCACAGCUUCCUUGUGUGCUGCCAUCGGAUGUUACCCCAAUCUACGUUACUCUCAAGCCCGGGGAAGUUUUAUAUCUGCCUGUCGGUUGGUGGCAUCACGUUCAACAGUCGAGAGACAUCACGAUCUCGCUGAAUUGGUGGUAUGAUGCAGAGAUACGUGGUAUGUCUUGGGUUUUCCUUAGUUUUUUGCGUGGACUUGGCCAUGUUCCAGUCGCACCUUCCAUGGCUCCCAGUGAACAUGAAGUUUCUUGUGCCUAA